ACAAAAUACACAGCUCACUUUUUACUCGUGCCAUGUCGAAGCACACUCGCGAUCAAGCUCUGGUAAAUUUGUUACUAUGUUCCAGGAUUUCCAGGGGUUUUUGAAUGACUUGCAGGACUGGGAAUUUUCACUCAAAGACAAAGACAAAAGAAUGAAGCCUCAAGCUUCUCAAAAGGAUAAUUUGAAAGUUGGUGAAAAGCUUGGACCAAGUGGAAAUACAUCUACGGGCACUUCUUAUUCUAAGAACUAUGAUGCUGUUAAUCGCAUAUCAAGUAGUUUCAUGACUGAAGAAAGUCUUCCAGAUGCUACUUCAGAGAAAGAACUGGGUAAUGAGUAUUUCAAGCAGAGGAAGUUUAAAGAAGCUAUUGACUGCUAUUCAAGAAGCAUUGCCCUGUCACCUACUGCAGUAGCCUAUGCAAAUAGGGCUAUGGCCUAUCUUAAAAUCAAGAGAUUCCAGGAAGCUGAGGAUGACUGUACAGAGGCCUUAAAUCUAGAUGAUCGCUACAUAAAAGCAUACUCACGCCGAGCUACGGCUAGAAAAGAACUUGGUAAACUUAAAGAGUCCAUUGAGGAUUCAGAGUUUGCCUUGAGGUUGGAGCCUCAAAACCAAGAAAUCAAAAAACAAUAUGCUGAGGUCAAAUCUUUGUAUGAGAAAGAGAUUCUUCAGAAGGCAUCUGGAAAACUUAAAAGCUCUGCACAAGGAAGGCAGAAAGUUGGAAAGCCAGGAAUAAAAGUGAAUGGAGAUGAGGUCUGUGCUGUUCCAAAUACCACUCAGAAGACCGGAGUAGUAGCAGUUCAAGAAGAUCAUGCUAAGCAGGCAAGUAAUGGAGAUAAUACUGUAAGAACUUCUCUCUGUGUGGAAGAAAUAGGAGACAGAAGUGUCAGAGCUGAGAGCAAAGCUAAAGUUCUGCAAGACGGUUCUCAUACAGAUGCUUUACGAAGUUCUGGUUUGGAGAAGAGCAAUCAUAGAGCUAGAAAACAAGACUUGAAUCCAUCGGUGCAUGAACUUGCUUCUCGAGCAGCUUCUCGAGCCAUUGCUGAAGCUUCUAAAAACAUCACACCUCCAAAAUCAGCUUAUGAAUUUGAGGUUUCUUGGCGAGGCUUCUCUGGUGAUCAGGCCCUACAGGCUUGUCUGUUGAAGGCUACUUCUCCAACUGCGCUGCCACAAAUAUUUAAAAAUGCCUUGUCUGCUCCUAUACUAAUUGACAUCAUUAACACAGUCGCCACCUUUUUCACUGAAGAAAUGGAUUUGGCUGUCAAAUAUCUAGAAAAUUUAACCAAGGUCCCAAGAUUUGACAUGAUCAUCAUGUGCCUUUCAUCAAAAGACAAGGCUGAUCUCCAGAAAAUAUGGGAUGAAACAUUUUGCAAUGAAGCUACUCCAGUUGAGUAUGCUGAGAUCCUUGAUAAUUUGCAUUCAAAUUACUGCCUCAACCGGUAAUGAUCCUGAUGGAUGUCCAAGAUAUGUUUUGAGCUAUUUGGUUUGUCUCUUCUAAACUUUUGAAACUGUAAAUUUACAUGUAAUGCAGCAAUCUUCCACCACUUUUUGGUUGUAAGCCAGUUAACCGGUGGCAAAGUUGUCCUACCACCACGGUUUCCUUUAUGGGUCCUGUCAGCUCAUGUUUAUAUAUUCCGAGAUUUGUCGAUUAUAGUUGAUGAAAUUAAAAGUUAGGCACUGAUGGUAGGCUGAAUAUGACUCUAGAUAUGAACUGAAAAUUACUCUAGAAAACCAUAGUGGGGUUGUUGGUGGUUGAUUGUUGGAAGUCAAUUGUUACUCAUUUUUCUCGUUGAAUGUAUUUGAAAACCCACUACAGUCAUAUUGUUGACAUCUGUGUACAAUUAUGGAUCCCAAUUUCCAAAUACAAAAAUCUAUGUAGUCUUUUCCAGAUGGAGUAUUCCAG
Pistacia vera is the source of this 1898-nucleotide messenger RNA. RefSeq names its product RNA polymerase II-associated protein 3. The record is from RefSeq and is a predicted model, not a curated record. NCBI's taxonomy places the organism in Eukaryota, Viridiplantae, Streptophyta, Magnoliopsida, Sapindales, Anacardiaceae. Bases 77 to 1438 code for a protein of 453 amino acids. Gene Ontology annotation, molecular function: protein binding. The transcript is spliced from 12 exons.